GUGGCGCCACCGGAAGAUCCCCUUCCGCUCUGAGGCGCUGCCGGGGCUGCGGACCUGGCCUGCGGCUGGGGCAGGAACAGCCAGGGCGGCGGCUGACAUGGAGCAGCCGUGCCGCUGAGGAUCUGCCCUCCCCUCCUUGAGGUGGGGGCCCACCAGGAUGAACAAACCGUCUGGGGAGCUGGCCCGCGACUUAGAGCGCAGCCUGCCGGCCGUGGCCUCCCUCAGCUCGUCGCUGUCCCACAGCCAGACCCUCUCAUCGCACUUGCUCCCGCCACCUCCUGAGAAGCGCAGGGCCAUCUCUGAUGUCCGCCGCACCUUCUGUCUCUUUGUCACCUUCGACCUGCUCUUCGUCUCCCUGCUCUGGAUCAUUGAGCUGAACACCAAGACAGGUAUCCAGAAAAACCUGGAGCAGGAGAUCAUCCACUACAACUUUAAAACUUCCUUCUUCGACAUCUUUGUGCUGGCCUUCUUCCGCUUCUCGGGACUGCUGCUGGGCUACGCUGUGCUGCGGCUCCGGCACUGGUGGGUGAUUGCGGUUACCACGCUGGUUUCUAGUGCAUUCCUCAUUGUCAAGGUCAUCCUCUCUGAGCUGCUCAGCAAAGGGGCAUUUGGCUACCUGCUCCCCAUCGUCUCCUUUGUCCUUGCCUGGUUGGAAACCUGGUUCCUUGACUUCAAAGUCCUACCCCAGGAGGCUGAGGAGGAGCGAUGGUAUCUUGCUGCCCAGGCUGCUGUCGCUCGCGGACCCCUCCUCUUCUCCGGCGCUCUGUCUGAGGGCCAGUUCUAUUCACCCCCAGAAUCCUUUGCAGGGUCUGACAAUGAAUCAGAAGAUGAAGUCGUCGGGAAGAAAAGCUUCUCUGCCCAGGAACGGGAAUACAUUCGUCAGGGGAAGGAGGCCACAGCAGUGGUGGACCAGAUCUUGGCCCAGGAGGAAAACUGGAAGUUCGAGAAGAAUAAUGAAUAUGGGGACACUGUGUACACCAUUGAGAUUCCCUUUCAUGGCAAGACGUUCAUCCUGAAGACCUUCCUGCCCUGCCCCGCGGAGCUGGUAUACCAGGAAGUGAUCCUGCAGCCCGAGAGGAUGGUACUGUGGAACAAGACGGUGACCGCCUGCCAGAUCUUGCAGCGAGUAGAAGACAACACCCUUAUCUCCUAUGAUGUGUCUGCAGGGGCUGCGGGCGGUGUGGUCUCCCCUAGGGACUUUGUGAAUGUCCGACGCAUUGAGCGACGCAGAGACCGAUACCUGUCAUCAGGCAUUGCCACCAGCCACUGUGCCAAGCCCCCAACACACAAAUAUGUCAGGGGAGAGAAUGGUCCUGGGGGCUUCAUCGUGCUCAAGCCGGCCAGUAACCCUCGAGUCUGCACCUUCAUCUGGAUCCUUAAUACAGAUCUCAAGGGUCGCCUGCCCCGGUACCUCAUCCACCAGAGCCUGGCAGCCACCAUGUUUGAGUUUGCCUUUCACCUGCGGCAGCGCAUCGGAGAGCUGGGGGCCCGGGCAUAACCAUGCCCCCUUGUCACCCUGCAGGCCAGGGUCCUGUCGCCACAGCCCCCAGAGCCAGAGAGGGGGGCCAGUGGGCUUCCCACUGCCCAAAGAGGACCUGCCCUCAAGCAGUGGGAGGAAGAACUUCCUCCCAUGGCGGCAUCUUGGCCCCAAGCUACCGCCCUUUACCGUGCUCCGCGGUGCCUGGGAGCCCUGGCCGUGAGCAGGUUGUGGGGUCAGGCAUCUGGACUUUGGGACUCUGGGGCUCUGGGGCUCUGCCGCUGAGGCAAGGGGCGUCUGUCCUGCUGAUGUUUACAUGGGGUCCCUGCCUCCUGGAGGAGGAGAUCCGCUGUCCCCUCCGUAGCCAGGGGCAGGGUCUGGAAUGGGAGCCUCGGGCUUGGUGGGGCAGGGCCAGGGCCCUGGGCAGGACGGAGGUCAGGGCAGCCUGUCACCAGUGUUAAGGUGCAGGAGCCCUUUCAUCUGCCUGCUCUCUCAUCACGGUUUUUUAGGAUUAUUUAAAGGGUCUGGGACCUUUUUCCCCAUGCACUUGUUGGGGGGGCAGGUGGGGAUGGUGGGUGCUGGCAGUAAACCUCUGCCUCUCCCAGGUUCUCUCCCUCCCCUCAGGGCCUCCUUGGGGAUCUUUGUAAUUUGAGCCAAUUAAAAAAAAAAAGCAACCCCUGCAGCCUGGCCUCUUCAGGGAGAGGAGGGCAGCACCAUGGAGCUGAGGAAGGAGUGAGCCGCCAUUGCAGACAGACACCUCACGUGCCCUCUCACACCCUCCCCGGAGCCCACAGGAGGCUGGAACCAGUGAGGACUGAGUUCCUGGAAGCCUCCCCCUUCCCUGAACGGUUCAACUGGCCAGAUGAACAGUCAGAGGAAAAUGCCCUGCCACCCUGCCAGGCCUCCUGUGAGGGAAGGUCAGGUUAAGGUCUCCAUGAUUUGGGGGGAGGCAGGAGAGACUCAACAGCACCCACAGCAGACCUUGACUGUUCCUAGAGUCCCAAGUCCGGAUGGCCUGGAGGUGGGGCCUGGGCUUCCAGGUCACUGAGGCACCUCUGGGAUCUCGGUCUCUCGGGGUCCACUCACUGCCCCCUCUGUCCCAUCACAAUCCCCAGGGGCAGCAGGGAGUCCGAUCCCAGACAAGGGCAAGGGGAGUGGCAGGCUGUCGGGAUACUUGUCCUGCCCUCCCUGCGGAGCUUCCAAAGGAGCCAACUUGCUUAGAGCCAGAGGGUCCCAUCUUGGUCCUGGCUGGGUGUGUGACCCUGGGCAAGGCUACCUCUCAGCCUCCAUUGCCUACUUGGUACAGAUGAGACUCAUUAUGUCAUAGGGCUGUUGUAAGAUGAAAAGAAAGCAAGAGUCGGGCAUAGUGCCUCAGUAAUCAAGCGUAUGCAGUUCCACUCCCAGCUGGAGCUCUACUGUCCCCACAAGGUCCUCAUCUCAGCUCCUGUUACCGCCUCUUCUGGUGUCUUCCCGGCAAUGCCCUCAUUCCUCCUCCCCCUGUGCCACCAUCCUGUGUGCCAGCUUCUUGAACCAUGAAUUGCUACUCAUGGCUGCUGGGUUGUCACAGUAGCCAUCCUGCCCCCCGUGAAUGAGAGCUGGCCCCUCCUAGGUGGCACAUUGCAGCUGGCAGGUCCCAGACCAUGGUGACCAGAAAGUGGGGAAAAUGAGGUCCAGAAAAGAGCAGGGACUGACCCAUGGUCACAGCCUGUGUAUGGCUGACUUGGGGCUAGAGCCGAAUCUUGUACCUCUGCCAUUCAUCAGAGCCCCUGGGUCCCCACCGCACCCCAUUUGACCCCACUUGGGGGGUCGGGGUAGAGCUGGGGGCCACCUCCCACACCUGCUUCCUCCACCCUCACUGGCUCUACCUGGGGACCACAUCUCUGACCACCAGCCAUGGAAAGGAGAAUACCGGGCAGAAGUUCGUGCCCAGGGUCCCAGGUGUGGAAUUAAUUUCCAGAAUCUUUGCCGGUGUGGUGGUGGUCAGGGACCAAGCCUUUGGGGACAGACACCUGAGGACAUGGUGGUACUGUCCCUGUCGAGGGACAUGGCCGUAAGAUGUGCCCUUGAGCCCAGGCAGAGGAGAGCAGUGGGGGCCUGGGUUCCCACUGUUUCCUGCUCUGUUUACAGACAAGCGACUGUCCUCUCUGGGCGAGGGGGAAGGGGUGGGGCAGAGGGCAAGUGCCAAGGUGGCACGAGGCUGGGCAUGUGCCUGGUCUCAGACAGUGUCUAAGCAGUGUCACACACCUGGAGGUGUCAAUCUGAGGACCCUGCCCCCACUGGAGCAUCUUGAUCUCUUCAGAAGCUGACCUCUGACCUGGGGGUAGCCAGAGUCCAGGUACCCCAACCCCCACCCUGAGCCCAGAGUCCUCCAUCAGUGAGUCUUGGCUCUGCUUAUAGCAUAUGACGCCAGAGGGGCUGAAAAUAGC
Equus quagga is the source of this 3903-nucleotide messenger RNA. It is a transcript of the gene STARD3, whose product is annotated as StAR related lipid transfer domain containing 3. Gene Ontology annotation, molecular function: cholesterol binding; cholesterol transfer activity. Gene Ontology annotation, cellular component: late endosome. The transcript is spliced from 15 exons. NCBI's taxonomy places the organism in Eukaryota, Metazoa, Chordata, Mammalia, Perissodactyla, Equidae. The record is from RefSeq and is a predicted model, not a curated record. Bases 158 to 1498 code for a protein of 446 amino acids.